CUUUUAGACUAUGAAUUACUUCACAUCUUAAACUUUAUUUGGAUGCACAGCUCACGGCCAUUUCUCAUUGGACCAUUGUCUGUCACCAUCUCUCUCUCUUCUGUAACAGACAUACGUACCUAUAUAUGGAAAGAUAAAAAAUAAACAAGGGAGAGAGAAAGAAAGAAAGGCUUCUACUCCUCCAUCACUUGGUAGUUGAUAUUUCUUCAUCAACACAAGCCACAGCCAUUCUUGAUACUUCCACAGCCUCUCUCUUUCUCUCUCUCUCAAGAUUUACAUUUUUUCUUUGUGGGUUUUGAGUUUGAGAAUAGAAUAAGAAAUGGGCUUGUGGGAUUAUUUUAUAUUCACUGCGAUUUCUCUUGUUUGGAUUUUUAUUUGUCACAGAGCAAAUGCGACUGAGGAGUGUGAUUUGUUCAGUGGGAGUUGGGUGAUUGACGAAGCAUACCCUCUCUACAACUCCUCUGGCUGUCCCUUCAUCGAGAGAGAAUUCAGCUGCCAGAAGAAUGGGCGUCCUGAUAUCUUAUACACCAAAUACAGAUGGAAGCCAUUGGGCUGCGAUUUACAGAGGUUGAAUGGGGUGCAAAUGUUGGAAAGAUUUAGGGGGAAAAGCAUAAUGUUCGUAGGUGAUUCUCUAAGUCGGAAUCAAUGGCAAUCUUUGACGUGCAUGCUUCACUCUUCUGUGCCCAAUGCUAAUUACAUUAUUACAAGGCAAGGAGAUGUUUCUACGUUUACAUUCACGGAUUAUGGAGUUAAUGUGAUGCUUGAUCGCAAUGUGUACCUAGUGGAUGUUGUACGUGAACCAAUUGGUGGAGUAUUGAAGCUUGAUUCCAUACAUGGUGCCAAGCUAUGGAAAGGCAUCGACGUGCUCAUCUUUAAUACUUGGCACUGGUGGAACCGUAGAGGACCCACUCAACCAUGGGAUUAUAUUCAAGUAGGAAAUGAGAUUAAAAUGGACAUGGAUCGUAUGCUUGCCUUCAACGAGGCACUCACAACUUGGGCUGCCUGGGUCGAUGCAAGUAUUGAUCCUACUAAAACUCUGGUUUUCUUCCAGGGAAUUUCUCCAUCUCAUUACAAUGGCACCUUAUGGAAAGAACCAAGGGCCAAGAGCUGUGCGGGGCAACAAGAACCUGUGACGGGAUUAAGAUUUCCGGGAGGAUUGCCACCAGCUGUUGAUGUGCUAAAGAGUGUGCUGAGAAAGAUUAGAAAGCCUGUUAAAUUGCUUGAUAUAACACUCCUAUCUCUGCUACGUAAAGACGGACACCCUUCAAUUUAUGGGCUUGGAGGACCUACUGCAAUGGACUGCAGCCAUUGGUGUCUUGCUGGUGUUCCCGAUACUUGGAAUGAAAUUCUUUACAAUCUCAUUCUUUGAUUAGGUAGGAAAUUGAGCUAUUAUUUCAAACGAAAUAAUAAAAUUGUCAUUAAUUAAAUGGCUUUUAUUGAAUGUUGACGACCUCUUGCAAAAUUUAUCAAAACCUUCUAAUUAAGUUGAUUUUUAGGAAAAGAUUUUUUUUUUUUAUUGAUUUACAAUGGGGAGGGAAGAUUCUAAUUU
Molecule: messenger RNA, 1549 nt
Organism: Hevea brasiliensis (rubber tree)
Lineage: Eukaryota; Viridiplantae; Streptophyta; Magnoliopsida; Malpighiales; Euphorbiaceae
Product: protein trichome birefringence-like 41
Exons: 5
Coding region: 320-1369 (349 amino acids)
Cellular component (GO): Golgi apparatus
Molecular function (GO): O-acetyltransferase activity
Source: RefSeq, a predicted model, not a curated record